This is a messenger RNA of Jatropha curcas, 980 nucleotides long. The record is from RefSeq and is a predicted model, not a curated record. Lineage: Eukaryota; Viridiplantae; Streptophyta; Magnoliopsida; Malpighiales; Euphorbiaceae.
AUGUCAUGUAGCCGGGGGAUAACAAUUUACUGCUACGCAAUCCCACCAGGCAACCCAUCAGAAAGAGACACUAGCUCUUAAUGAAUCCAAAGCUUACGAGGUUUCGAAGUAAUCAUAACGAAGCCAAAGCACAAUAUAGAAAAGCAACUACUCGUUCCACAGACAGUAAUCAUGCGCCAGGACAAUAUCUUUGCGUCGCAGCAAGACAGACAGUUCCAACAAACUCUCGGAAGGUGCACAAAUAACGACUAGUACGCUCGAGUUCCAGCAGGAAGGAGGGAGAUUGGGCGUACAUCAAACAUAAAUAGCAGUAGAGCAAAUCUGCCACACCAUCCAUUCUAUCAACCGCAGAACAACUCCUCACAGAAUUUUGCCCAGAAAGGACAUGUCCAGUCUGACGAAAUGGUGACUUUAUCAGGAGCCCAUUCGAUUGGCAAUAAUCGCAACUUGCUUCUCUUCCUUCUCUACACGACGGCUCAAUCAGAUCCAUCCAUGGAUUCUGCGUAUGCGGCUUUUUUGAAGACUAGAUGCCCACCAUCUAAUAAUAAUGGGGGCUCUACUAGUGAUCCAACGGUGGCGCUUGAUCCUACGCCUAACCGGAUGGAUAACAGAUAUUAUAUGGAAUUGAAGAAGAAUAGAGGACUAUUGACUUCAGAUCAGACAUUGAUGAACAGCCCUUCUACACAGAAUAUGGUGGUGAACAACGCAAGAAACAGCAGAGUAUGGGCUGCUAAGUUUGCGAAGGCAAUGGUUCAUAUGGGUUCUCUUGAUGUCCUUACUGGUACUCAAGGUGAAAUCAGAAAGCAAUGCAGUGUCGUCAACUAAUUAAGCUCUGGGACAAACAUUUUGCUAAUUAGAUAAUGUUUUGCAAUUUAUUUUUCUUUGAUUCUUUCAUUUUUUAAAAAGAAAAACAAAAUCUUGAUUUAUUUUAUGUAUAAUUUUUUUACUCUUGUUUUCCCAUUUUUAGGUUUGUAAAUCAA